Messenger RNA from Gadus morhua (Atlantic cod), 2053 nucleotides. RefSeq names its product serine/threonine kinase receptor associated protein (gene strap). Gene Ontology annotation, biological process: spliceosomal snRNP assembly. Gene Ontology annotation, cellular component: SMN complex. NCBI's taxonomy places the organism in Eukaryota, Metazoa, Chordata, Actinopteri, Gadiformes, Gadidae. Gene Ontology annotation, molecular function: protein binding; RNA binding. The transcript is spliced from 9 exons. The record is from RefSeq and is a predicted model, not a curated record. Bases 344 to 1333 code for a protein of 329 amino acids.
GAAGCGGAUCAUCCAUGUUUAUUCCGCGGCGCUCGGCUAACCGAGUCCACGCUUCUUGCUAGUGAGCAGCAAUGUUGUAGCUGUUAGCAUUAACAUUCUGCUGCUGGGAGGGCGCCCGUCGUUUCGUUUACUGACAGAUCUGACUCGUUUUGAUCGGCACUUCACACAUAUUUGUUAAGUUAUUGUUAUUUUACGGAGCGAACUGUUCAGUCUUCUCCACUGAUUUGCCGGUUAGCAUUAGACAGCUCGAUCCCCUGACGCACGGCUAACUGGCACCCAGGUCCAUCUGUCGGAGGUUCGUCUCGAUUCAUCCUUAGGUUGACUUGUGUGUUUGUGAAGAAGCAUGGCGAUGAGACAGACCCCGCUGACCUGCUCCGGCCACACCCGGCCCGUGGUGGACCUUGCCUUCAGCGGCAUCACCCCGUUCGGCUAUUUCCUAAUCAGUGCCUGCAAAGAUGGAAAGCCGAUGCUAAGGCAGGGGGACACGGGGGACUGGAUCGGGACGUUCCUUGGCCAUAAGGGGGCCGUCUGGGGCGCCACGCUCAACACAGACGCCACUAAAGCGGCCACCGCGGCGGCAGACUUCACAGCGAAGGUGUGGGACGCGGUGAGCGGCGCUGAGGUUCUCACGCUGGCACACAAGCACAUCGUAAAGUCUGUUCAUUUCACUAAGGACAGUAACUGUCUGCUGACUGGCGGAAAUGACAAAGUAAUAAGGAUCUACGACCUUAACCAACCAGAAGAGGCACCCCAGGAGAUCCCUGGCCACACGGCAUCCAUUAAGAGAGCUCUGUGGUGCCACGACGACAAGCACAUCCUGUCAGCCUCUGAAGACCGAACCGUCCGACUUUGGGACCGGAACAUACCUGAGGCUGUGAAGACGCUGUCCUUCGACACGUCGGUGAGCAGCAUGGAGUACCUGGCGGACGGGGACGUCGUGCUCAUCACCUACGGCAAGACCAUCGCCUUCUACAACGCACACAGCCUGGAACUGAUCAAGACCAUAGUCACCCCGGCAAACAUCCACUCCGCCUCGCUGCACCCGGAGAAGGACUUCAUCGUUGCCGGCGGCGACGACUUCAAGCUGUACAAGUAUGACUACGGCACCUCGGAGGAGCUCGAGUCGUAUAAGGGCCACUUCGGGCCGGUCCACUGCGUCCGGUUCAGCCCGGACGGGGAGCUGUACGCCAGCGGCUCUGAGGACGGCACUCUGCGGCUGUGGCAGACUGCCGUGGGCAAGACCUACGGCCUGUGGAAGUGUGUCCUGCCAGAGGACCUGGUCUCCGAGAACCCUGAGCUGAUCUACCCGGUGCCAGCCGAGAUCAAGGCCUGAGCUGGCGCCCCCCUGAGGUGUGGGGGGGGGGGGGCCCUCCCCCCCCCCAAGCAUGACGCAGACACAGUUUUAGUUCAAACUUUGUUGGGAUCUGAGGAUAACGAUUCUGUGAGGGAGGGGGAGGAGCUUCUGGCCACACAUGGGAUUUGGGGAUGAACAUGGGGAGCAGAGGCCCAAUAUACACAGACACACAUAGACACAGAGACUGACACACAUAGAGACACAAACACACAUAGAGACACAGAGACUGACAAACGCAUAGAGACACAGAGGUAGUCACAAACAAUCAGACACACAGACGAUUGGUCGUCCGUCCCUAGUGCCUGAGGGUCGUCAUGGCUGCCCUAUGAUCCACCUGAGGCCUGCCCCGACCCGGCCCCUCCCCCUUUAGGAGCUAUCCCUCCCCCCGGAGCCCGACCAGGGCUGCUUGUCUUAUUUUAUUUCAAGUUUUUAUUUCAUUGAUGUGAGAAGAAUAAACGUGGUACAUUUGCUCACGGGCGAGCCGAAGAGUGCUUUCAUUUCACAUUGUGUUGCUCGACCUCUGCCAUAUUGUUUGAGUGGUCUGUCUUGGUGAUGAAAUUGCUUGUUUUGGUGCCGAAACGGAAAGAAAAAGUCAUUGCUGGAGUUUUCUUUUCUCCCCUGUUUUACUAUGUCCAGUGAUACAAAUAAACAAAUGCAUUACUAUUUUAUUUCAACGUAAUGUGCAAAAGAGCAAAUUCA